AAAUAGUUUCGAACAACCGCAUGAAAAAGGCUGGAAUUUCUAAGUUGUUUCUGUGUUUUGUUAAUACAAAAUUAAGAAAAUUUCAAUCAUGGCUAGCGUUUCGUAUCAUAUCGCAAAUUUACUUGAAAAGAUGACAUCGAGCGAUAAAGAUUUUCGUUUUAUGGCUACAAAUGAUUUAAUGGUUGAGUUACAGAAGGAUUCGAUAAAACUUGAUGAUGAUAGUGAAAGAAAAGUAGUUAAAAUGUUGUUGAAACUUCUUGAAGAUAAAAAUGGAGAGGUUCAAAAUCUUGCUGUGAAGUGUUUGGGCCCAUUAGUUAAUAAAGUUAAAGAAUACCAGGUUGAAACGAUUGUAGAUACUUUAUGCAAUAAUAUGAUUUCAGAAAAGGAACAGCUUAGAGAUAUAUCCAGCAUUGGUUUAAAAACUGUUAUUAGCGAGCUACCUCCCACAUCUACUGCAUUAGUUGCAAGUAUUUGUAAAAAAAUAACUGGAAGACUAAGCAAUGCAAUUUCAAAGCAGGAAGACGUGUCUGUUCAAUUGGAAGCGCUUGACAUUCUUAGUGAUUUAUUAAGUAGAUUUGGAGGUUUGCUCAUAAACUUUCAUCUUUCAAUCCAAGAAGCAUUACUACCGCAAUUAGCAAGUCAAAGAUUAGCUGUUCGCAAAAGAUCAAUUACAGCUAUUGGUUAUCUUGUAAUGAGUUGUAGUCAAAAUCUUUUUAACAAAUUGAUUGAUGUUCUUUUGGAAGAGUUGAGUCAAAAUAACAAUACUUCUACAACUAGGACCCAUAUUCAAGCAAUUGCUGCAAUUAGUCGACAAGCAGGGCACCGUUUUGGUGAGCACUUAGAGCGUGUUAUGCCAGUCAUUGUUCAGUAUUGCUCAGUUGAUGAUGAUGAAUUGAGAGAGUAUUGUUUGCAUGCUUUUGAAUCUUUUGUUCGGCGGUGUCCCAAAGAAAUAUCACCUCACAUACAAACGAUAGUGAAAAUAUGUCUUAAGUAUCUGUGUUACGAUCCUAAUUAUAAUUACGAUGAUGAAGAUGACUUGGAUGAUAGUAUGGAUACUGAGCGUGGUGAAGAAGAAGAUGGUGAAAGUGAAGAUGAAUAUAGUGAUGAUGAUGACAUGAGCUGGAAAGUUCGUAGAGCGUCUGCUAAGUGCCUGGAAGCCAUAAUUUCAACCAGGCAUGAGAUGCUACUUGACUUCUAUAAUGUUAUUUCUCCAGUUCUUAUUUCAAGAUUUAAAGAACGUGAAGAAAAUGUGAAAGUUGAUAUCUUUCAUGCCUAUAUUGCAUUACUACGACAAACACGCCCUUCCGUCACUGCUGUAGCUCUUGAUAUUGAAGCUAUGGAGCAUGAAGAAGGGCCUGUGAGAUUGCUAAAACAACAGACAGGAAAUAUAAUUCGUGCUCUUCAUCGUCAGUUAAAAGAAAAAAGCAUCAAAACACGACAAGGCUGCUUUCUUGUGUUGACUGAACUAGUUACUGUACUCCCGGGUGCUUUGUCGGAUCAUAUGCCUGCUCUUAUUCCUGGCAUCCAAUUUUCUUUAGGAGAUAAGAAUUCCAGUUCAAAUAUGAAAAUAGAUACAUUAACAUUUCUAAAUUGUUUACUUACUCACCAUAGUCCAGAAGUGUUUCAUCCACAUAUUCCAUCAUUAGUACCACCAAUUGUCCAUGCCAUCGGGGAUGUGUUUUACAAAAUAACAUCAGAAGCUCUGUUAGUGUUACAGCAGUUAGUUAAGGUCAUUAGACCUCUUGAUCAACAAUCUUCAUUUGAUUUUACUCCUUUCGUCCCUCAACUAUAUGACUGUACACUAGUGAGACUCAGAGCUGCUGAUAUAGACCAAGAAGUUAAAGAAAGAGCAAUUUCUUGCAUGGGUCAGAUCAUUUGUAAUCUUGGUGAUCAUUUAAAAGAAGAGCUUUUGGUGUGCCUCCCUAUUUUUCUGGACCGGUUAAGAAACGAAAUAACACGUUUGACAACUGUAAAAGCUUUGACAAAUGUCGCGAAUUCACCAUUGAAAAUAAAUUUGAAGCCUAUAUUAGGUGAAUCAAUGCCUAUUUUGGCUUCAUUUUUGCGAAAAAAUCAUAGAGCUCUAAAGCUUGGAACUCUUACACUGCUCGAUGCUCUUGUUAAAAAUUAUGUGGAUUAUUUAACUCAGGAUAUGAUUACAACUGUAUUAGCAGAAUUGCCGCCUUUAAUAAGUGAGAGUGAUUUGCAUAUAUCACAGCUGACAAUGAGUUUGUUGACAUCAAUAUCUAAGGUUCAAAAGCAACCGCUGAUGAAUGUAACAGAUGCAAUUUUGCCUGAAAUAUUAACUCUAGUGCAUUCACCACUUUUACAAGGUGCUGCUUUAAAUGCUAUGCUUGAGUUUUUUCAGUCGCUUGUUACUACCCAACUGCCUGGAGUAACAUACAGAGAACUUUUAAGGAGGUUAACAGCUCCUAUAUGUACUGUUAAUGGACAGCAUGGUCAAGGAAAUGCACCCCCAACUAUUCAUAAGCAAGCUUAUCAUUCAAUAGCUAAAUGUGUUGCUGCUCUUACUGUUACGUGUCCUCAGGAAGCAUUACCCGUGGUUCAACAGUUUUUGCAAGAACUGAAGGCUAAAAGGAAUUCAGAUUCAGUGCAGUUAUUUGCUCUACUAGCAAUAGGAGAAAUAGGAAAACAUAUUGAUUUAAGUAGCAUAUCAGAGUUAAAGACGGUUCUUCUAGAAGCAUUUUCUUCCCAAAGUGAGGAAGUCAAGACUGCAGCUUCUUUUGCUUUAGGAAGUGUGGCAGUAGGAAACUUGACUGAGUAUUUGCCGUUUGUUUUGAGUGAGAUUGAAAAUCAACCAAAGCGUCAAUACCUCCUCCUUCAUUCACUGAAAGAAAUUAUCACUUGUCAGUCAGCUAGUCGUAUGUCUGUGAAGUCGUUGCAGCCAUUUAUUAAAAAUGUUUGGGGUAUGCUGUUCAAUCACUGUGAAUGCACCGAAGAGGGAACCCGAAAUGUUGUUGCUGAGUGCCUAGGAAAAUUAACACUUAUAGACCAUGUUAAUCUAUUACCAGAACUGAAAACAUAUUUAACUUCAGACUCUCCUCUUGCUCGUAGCACUGUUGUCACAGCUAUGAAAUUUACUAUUUCAGAUCAGCCGCAACCUAUUGAUGCACUGCUUAGGGUAACCAUCGGUGAUUUUUUGAAGACUCUGAAAGAUCCAGAUCUGAAUGUACGACGUGUUGCAUUAGUUGCUUUCAAUUCAGCUGCCCAUAACAAGCCAUCUUUAGUUAGAGACUUGCUAGAUUCCAUCCUACCAGAAUUAUACAAUGAAACAAAAGUUCGAAAAGAGCUAAUUAGAGAAGUUGAAAUGGGUCCUUUUAAACACACUGUGGAUGACGGCUUAGAUAUUAGAAAGGCUGCUUUUGAAUGUAUGUACACCUUAUUGGACUCGUGCUUAGAUCGUCUAGAUAUUUUCCAAUUCCUCAACCAUGUAGAAGAUGGUUUGAAAGAUCACUAUGACAUUAAAAUGUUGACAUAUUUAAUGUUAGUUCGUCUUGCAACACUCUGUCCAUCUGCGGUUUUGCAAAGGAUAGAAAGGUUAAUCGAACCUUUACGAGCCACAUGUACUACCAAAGUUAAAGCAAAUUCUGUUAAGCAAGAAUUUGAAAAGCAAGAUGAAUUAAAACGAUCUGCAAUGAGAGCUUUUACAGCCUUGCUUGCUGUUCCUGAUGCAGAUAAAAAUCCACUAAUGAAUGAAUUUUUGGCUCAAAUCAAGUCUACUCCAGAUCUCCAAGUUCUUUUCGAGAGCAUACAAAAAGAUUGUUCCGGUUCGAUUUCAGAAUCCGCACACCUGAUGGAUAUCAGUUAGGCUCUCUAUAAACCUAAGAUUUUACUGUAAAACUUUUGUAAUAAAGAAUGUGCCGAGAUGGUCGUCUGAAUCAGACAAAGGAUCACACGUUUGGAACAGUGAUGCAUUUAGGAUUCAACUUGUCAGUAUCACUGAGUUUCACUUGCCGUGAAAAUCUAUUAAUCUUUACUCAUUUAAAGCUAUGAUUUUUGAUAAACACGAACACUUGAAAAUGGAUUGUUAAACAAUAGUGUUUAUUUAAGUGCUUACUCUUUUUUUGUAUCGCUUUUGUCUACAUUUUUACUGCAAUAAGAUUCAUGCAAAUUUUCUUGCUCUAAACCAGUUUACACUGUGCAACCAUGUUUAUCAGAGUAAGUUGUGUUAAAUUUUAUGUUUCAUAAUAAAAAACUUUUCAGAAAA
Molecule: messenger RNA, 4225 nt
Organism: Uloborus diversus
Lineage: Eukaryota; Metazoa; Arthropoda; Arachnida; Araneae; Uloboridae
Gene: Cand1
Product: cullin-associated NEDD8-dissociated protein 1-like
Exons: 32
Coding region: 89-3826 (1245 amino acids)
Biological process (GO): SCF complex assembly; protein ubiquitination
Cellular component (GO): nucleus
Source: RefSeq, a predicted model, not a curated record